UAAAAAAACUUUUCAAAUGAUUGCUUGUAUUCGAUAAGUAAUUCUUCUGUUGACAGAUUAGUGUCCACAACUGAUCCCUGAAGUCAUCGGUUCAGUGAUUGCUUACAAUUUGUGAUUUUUUGUCUAUUUAAAAGAUUAAGCAUUUAUUCAACAAAAAAAGUUGAGACAAUUUUUCAAUAGGAAAGUAAAGUAAUAAUUCCGGUGCUAUUAUACCCAAAGUAUAGGAACCGUUAGUUUUUAAAAGACCACAACAACAACAAUGACUUCAGGACCAGUUUCAUCGAUGGCCUCGCUAUAUGUUGGCGAUCUCGAGUCAAACGUUACCGAAGCUAUGCUUUUCGAGAAAUUCUCAGCAAUAGGUCCGGUGUUGUCCAUACGUGUCUGUCGCGAUCUGAUGACUCGUCGCUCUCUGGGAUAUGCGUACGUCAACUACCAGAACGUAUCGGACGCCGAAAAAGCCAUCGAAACGAUGAACUUCGAUGCACUCAAAGAGAAACCUUUGCGUAUAAUGUGGUCACAGAGAGAUCCUUCGCUUAGAAAGUCUGGCGUCGGUAAUGUGUUUAUCAAGAAUUUGGACAAAUCUAUCGAUAAUAACGUAUUACACGACACGUUCUCCACGUUUGGAACCAUUCUCUCCUGUAAAAUAGCACAAGACUUGCAUGGGAUCAGUAAAGGCUAUGGAUUUGUUCACUUCGCCACUGAAGAAGCGGCCACUAAUGCCAUUAAUAAAGUCAAUGAUAUGCUAUUAAAUGGCAAAAAAGUAUUCGUCGGCAAAUUUAUACCGAAAACCGAAAGACUAAARUUAGCCGAAGAAACUGCCAAACGAUUUACAAAUAUUUAUGUCAAAUACUUGACUGAAGAAUAUAACGACCAAAUGUUGAGAGAACUGUUUCAGUCGUUCGGCAAAAUAAUGUCAACAAAAGUGAUGAUCGACGACAAGACCGGAAAAAGUCGAUGUUUUGGAUUUGUGUCGUUUGAAUCUUCAGAUUCGGCUCAGAAAUGCAUCGAAGAGUUAAACGGAAAGAAAGAGAUGGCAAACGGGAAAAAGCUUUACAUAAAUCGGGCGCAGAAAAAGGCUGAGAGACAGGAGGAACUAAAGCGUCGGUUUGAAGAGUUAAGACAAAAACGUGUCAAUCGAUACAAAGGAGUCAAUCUAUACGUCAAGAAUUUGAACGAAGACUUUGACGACAAGCGUUUGGCUGACGAGUUCUCGACAUUCGGUACAAUCAAAUCGGUUAAAGUCAUGUGUGACGGCACAACUGGCCGAUCGCGAGGGUUUGGUUUUGUUUGUUUUUCAGCGCCAGAAGAAGCACAGAAGGCUAUCAAUGAAAUGAAUAACAGGAUUGUCGGCACCAAACCAUUGUAUGUGGCUUUCGCUCAAAACAAAGAGGAAAGAAAAGAAUUAUUGAACGCACACUUCAUAAAUAAGACUAAUUCAGUGCUGAGAGCGGAACAGAUACCGACACCGAUGGCCCACUCACACCAUCCGCCACAACUGCCUUCGCAUCCGCAUCUCUUCAGCGCUGCCAUCAAUCCGGCUGCCGCUGCUAUGGCCUACGCGGCGAACCCGGCUAUGGCUUUGAAUGCGUUCGGCGGACACAGAAUGUCAUCCAAUUCAUGGAAUGAUAUGAGACGCGGCAGACGUAUUAAGUUUUAUUAAGACAUUUUCAUUUU
Messenger RNA from Oppia nitens, 1674 nucleotides. Its product is annotated as polyadenylate-binding protein 4-like. Gene Ontology annotation, molecular function: poly(A) binding; poly(U) RNA binding; mRNA 3'-UTR binding. Gene Ontology annotation, cellular component: nucleus; cytosol; cytoplasmic stress granule. The transcript has a single exon. NCBI's taxonomy places the organism in Eukaryota, Metazoa, Arthropoda, Arachnida, Sarcoptiformes, Oppiidae. The record is from RefSeq and is a predicted model, not a curated record. Bases 260 to 1660 code for a protein of 466 amino acids.